Molecule: messenger RNA, 756 nt
Organism: Clonostachys solani
Lineage: Eukaryota; Fungi; Ascomycota; Sordariomycetes; Hypocreales; Bionectriaceae
Source: the annotation of a GenBank genome assembly
AUGCAGAACCUCCCCGGUGGAGGCCGACCACCCCCUGUUCCCCCGGGAUGGGUCGCCGAGUGGAACGGCCAGUACCGCGCAUGGUACUAUGUCAACCUCAGCACAAACGUCUCGCAAUGGGAGGCUCCCAACCCAGCCUCUUCCCCGCCCCCACCAGGCCCUCCCCCUCACCUGAGUGGUGAUGCCGCCCUCGCCGCCAAGCUGCAAGCCGAAGAGGACGCCCGCGCCCACAGAUACAGCCAGCCGCCGCCAUCGCAGCAGGGACAUGGCAUGCCGCCGCCUUACUCGCCAUCCCCGAACUCGCAGGGCCACGGCGGCGGAUACCAGGCCCCGCAGCAGCAGCAGUACGCCGGCAGCGGAUAUCUGCAGCCGGGGCAGUAUGGCCAUCAGCAGUCGCACAGCCCGAGCCCGGGGAUGAGUCCGAACCCAUAUGGCCAGCACAGUCCCAGUCCCGGUCCUGGAGUCAGCCCGGGGCCGUAUGGGCAGCAGCAUGAUCCGCGACAGCAGGGCUAUAACCAGCCGGGGUACUUCCCUGGCCAGCAGCCACCUCCCAAUGGGGCGUACGGCCAGUAUCCCCAGUCUCCCGGUAACUACGGGCAGCAGCAGCCCCAGGGUUCAGGUAGCAGUAAGGCCAGCGGUGGCGGCCUGCUGGGGAAGCUGAUGGGCAAGACCAAGAUCCCCGGCGGGGCGUCGGGCUCUGGCAAGCCUCCCAAGAACAAGAAGAAUAAAUGGGCAAGGCUGCGCUCUCACGAGUAG